AUGUAUGCUUCUAAGACGCCAACGGAAAGGUCGAAUGUUACGCCGCAAGCUGCAUCGGAAAAUUGUAAAGUCAACAACACAAAGAGUCCACGGCAAGUCAUCAACGUUAUCACUUCUCCCAGCGCAAAGCAGCAUCUAGACAUUGAGAAACCCGAUCCUCGAUACUCACAGCAGCAAUUGAUUUAUUCGGCAUUUGUCCACCAGGGACGUUUCACUCGAUCUUGGACUUUUACUGACAUUCGCCCCGAAGGUGGCUUGAUGGAACAGGAUUUUCUUGAAACAAAUGCUGGAUUCUCAAAUUUGCUCCUUGGAUGUUCGAAAGCCGAUUGCCCACUUAAAAAGAGCGGAAGUUGGGCUCGGGUUUCCGCUUCAAAGAACCGCACUAUCACCGGCUGUUGUAAACAACAAUUUCCAGGCCGUGCUGCAGGGAUUGCUCGAUCGUCGCAAUCUCGAUCUCGCUUUUGUGCUCGAACCUCUAAGAGCAAUUCCAACGUCAAAAUGAAAUCGCUGGGUCUUGAGAAAAAGCAAAGCAGCGAGACAACGAUGAAAUCAAAGCCCAUGCACGCACACACACGUCUUCAUACAUGCCGCAACGUUGCUUGUACCAAAGGAAAGACCGAAUCAGAAGUUCGUCACUUUGAACGCCUUGAUGUAAUGACCGAUGAAGAAGAUGCUAAAAUGCUUGGAGAAUAUAAGCGCCCACUCGAUCGUAAAGAUGUGCUUAAACAGCUCGAUGCUUUGAUUAUUGAAAUGAACAAGAUGCCGACUCAUAUCAACAUUAACGAAACUCGUCCA
Mesorhabditis belari is the source of this 795-nucleotide messenger RNA. Lineage: Eukaryota; Metazoa; Nematoda; Chromadorea; Rhabditida; Rhabditidae. The record is from the annotation of a GenBank genome assembly.